AUGGAGCCCCUGAUUCGACGCCAAUCUUCUCAGAUUCUUGGUGUCCAUUCGACACCCAUUCACAGACCUCUACAGAUGGAUAGGGCCUAUGCCCACAGUGUCAGCGGAGGAGCAGGGGGCCAUGGGACCAGGAUCUCCACGGCCUAUGGCAUGCGGAUUGGCAGCAACUUUGGAGGAGGGUAUGACUACCAAUCCUUGUCCUCUGGGUCCACUUCUGGAUCCCUUGCCAUCACCAACGAGAAAACAACCAUGCAGCACUUGAAUGACCGCCUAGCUAGCUACCUGGAGACGGUGAGGAAUCUGGAGAAGGCCAACAGCCAUCUUGAGAUCAAGAUCAGAGAGGCCAUUGAGAACAAAGGCCCCUUGGAGGGAAGGGACUACAGCAAGUUCAAUGCCAUCAUCACGGAGCUAAGGGCCAAGAUAUUCGACAUGGUGAAGGGCAACGCACACCUUGCCAUCAACCUUGACAAUGCAACCCUGGCUUCAGAGGACUUCAGAGUCAAGAUGGAGUAUGAGAUGUCCAUGCGUCAAACAGUGGAGGCUGAUGUGGCCAGACUGAGGAAGCUUCUGGAUGACACUAACGUUAUCCGCAUGCAUCUGGAGAGUGACAUCGAGUCUCUGAAGGAAGAGUUGAUCAACCUGAAGAAGAACCAUGAGACGGAUGUUGCUGAAUUGCGUGCCCAGAUCAGCCAGUUUGGUGUCCAUGUGGAUGUUGAUGCUCCAAAAGGACAGGACCUGGCCAGGAUCAUGGAGGAGAUGAGGGCCAAGUAUGAGAAGAUUGCGCUGAGGAACCAGGAGGAGCUCAAAGCAUGGCAUGAAUCUCAGAUCACUGAGGUGCAGGUCCAAGUAACUGAGAGCACAACCGCUCUGAAGGAAGCCACAACUGUGAUGUCUGAUACUAGGAGGAGGUAUCAGCAACUAGACAUUGAACUGCAGUCUGCGUUAAGCCUGAAAGCGUCCCUGGAGGCCACCCUGCGUGACAUCGAGAUGCGUUACAACAUGGAGAUAGAGAAGUACAACGCAGUCAUUCUGAGGCUGCAGGAGGAGCUCACUCAGAUCCGCAAUGACAUCCAGCACAACACAAGAGAGUACGAACACCUGCUCAACAUCAAGGUGAAACUGGAGGCCGAGAUCGCCGAGUACAGGAGGCUGCUGGACGGACAGGGAGACUUUAAACUGGAGGAUGCAGUUGAUUCGAAGCUGGUCCAGACCAAAGUGGUGACAGUCACUCAGACUCUUGUGGAUGGCAAAGUGGUGUCAGAGAGCAAGGAUGUCAAAUCCAGUGAAAAGCUUGCUGCCAAUUAAAACCCGGGGCAAAGAAGAACCCAAAAACCUGUUGUGACAAAAA
This is a messenger RNA of Plectropomus leopardus (leopard coralgrouper), 1348 nucleotides long. RefSeq names its product keratin, type I cytoskeletal 18-like. Gene Ontology annotation, molecular function: structural molecule activity. NCBI's taxonomy places the organism in Eukaryota, Metazoa, Chordata, Actinopteri, Perciformes, Serranidae. Gene Ontology annotation, biological process: intermediate filament cytoskeleton organization. The record is from RefSeq and is a predicted model, not a curated record. Gene Ontology annotation, cellular component: keratin filament; cytoskeleton.